AUGACGGAGUAUAACAGAGGGAAGGCUCAUCGCGUCUCUACCACUACUGUCGACCAAGGCCAUGGAGAUGUCGCCUCGAUCAAUCCUACAGGCAACGAGUGCGCGAAACCUGAAGCCGUUCCGCGUCAGCAAGAGACCCCGCGGCCUUCUUUGGCAGACUCGAAUGCAUCGUGCAGUGGCAGACCCCGAAGCUCAUCAGAGCAUGGGAACCAGCUAUCCCCCGACGCCCUACCAGCUACGGUUGUCCCCGUCCAGCCUAGCAUCAUCCCCGAUGCUAUGAUGCCAGAUAGCUUAGCCCUCCCAGAAGUUGGGGACAUGGGGCGGUCUUCUCGCAACUCGCCAGAGCCACCACACACCGACCUGGAGGGCCAUUACGUCGGGCCAGCUUCUGGCGUCUCCUUUUUGUCACGCGCUUUGAAGAAGCUCCGCGACAGUAGGCACUCGGCAUCGACAUCGCUCCCUUCGAUAUUCAAUUUUGCCGAUGCGCCGACGCCCCAGUUUGAUCCUCACUUCCUCAUCUUACCCGACAAGAGUGAAGCCAAGCGAUUGAUCAGAUACUACUUUGAAUUUGCUUCCCCAACCCAUCGAUAUCUACACCAGCCUACAGUAGAUAUAUGGUGCGACGAGUUCUAUGAUAGCAUUCAGAACCACGGACCGCUGGAGGCUGGGGCUCACGAAAAACGAGCCAUAAUACUCGCGCUUCUUGCUGUAGCUAAACAAUUUAGCCCACGCAGCGAAAGUUCCGAGUCAACUUCGCAAGACUACAUCGAUAGCCGCGGUGUAUCGCGUGACUACGCUGACGAGUGUAGUGCCAUCUUCUUCGCCGCUUCAGAUCAUCAUCUCCGACAAGAGUCCGGAGGCAUUCGUCUUACGAGCAUUCAAGCGCGGCUGGUCCUGUGCUUUUUACUGCUGGCGCAGUCUCGCGUCAACAGUGCUUGGAGUCUGUUUGGGACUGUUGCAAACCUGGUGCUCGCCAUCGGCCUGCACCGGCGCAAAAAGCGCGAAGGGAACGGUGGCACCGACCUCAUCGAGCACGAGUGUAGGAAGCGAGCAUUUUGGAGCGCCUACAUCCUUGAUAACUAUCUUAGUGCUGGACUCGGGCGCCCGCGGAGUUUCCAUGAGGAAGACCUCGACCAGGAACUACCUUUGUGCGUUGAUGAUUGGCAAAUAACCCCCUUGAAAAUCCUCUCAAAUGACGAGGGCGGACAAAGUCUUACCCAAGCAUCGAUUUCUCACGCAAAGCAUAUGGCUGAUGAUUCCCCUCGUUCAAGGCUGCUGAAAAUAGUGAGCGGAAUUCUCCGUGAUCUCUAUGGUCUGAAACGAUUACACCCGGACAAACAGGAGCAGACCCUAACCCUGUAUGACACUCAGUUGACAGAGUGGCGUUGUGAGAUCGGCCCUUUUCUUGAUAUUACAACCCCUAAAAUCCUGUUGCCAAUCUUUCGACGACAGCACACUGUUUUACACAUGGCUCACUCGCACGCUGUCAUCAUGCUCCAUCGGCAGGCAUUGCUAACAAAGCCGUCUGCCUUGAGUUUGCGGCAGGAUAACACAGUCCAGGGGGCUUUGCCAUACGGUGUCCGGAGGUGCUUGGACGCAGCAGCCGUGAUUGUUGCAAAGCUGAGAGAGCUAGUCAAACAGCAGCAGAUGUGUAACGCGUUCUGGUUUACCCAUUACUACGUAUUCUCUGCGCUUGUUGCUCUUUAUCUUCAUGUCGUACAGAGUCGGUCAAAAGCUACUCAUACAUGGGAGUCGUACUUGGAUCUUGCGCAGCAAGGCUUCAGGGACCUGAAAACCUGCGCUGCUGACAUGUCAUAUGCCCAAAGGUAUGUCGUGGUGCUGACUGAGCUCCAGAAUGAGGCAACGAAGCCACUCGAAGAGCACACUCGACCAGCCGCAGUAUUACAAGGUGUACAACUCGUUGCUGGGCAACAACCUGCUGUAUCUGGUGCUAUUCUCAAUAACAUAGAGCAGGCCGCGGCCACACAUGGUAUUUUAGGGACCGAUGAUAUCACGUCCCAGGAGUUUCCCCCACUAAGUGGCCUCGGCCUGGAUGCCCCCCAACAAUUCACAUUCCCAGAUCCUCCUAAUAUUUACAACGGCGUUAGUGACCCGUCGACUACACUUGUUCUUGAGAACCAAGAUGAUUUCAAUAGCCUUGAGCUAGAAGGACUGGCCGAUUUGGCCUUCAUGUUUCUCGCAGAAGAAAAUCGCUUUUAA
Messenger RNA from Clonostachys byssicola, 2220 nucleotides. The record is from the annotation of a GenBank genome assembly. NCBI's taxonomy places the organism in Eukaryota, Fungi, Ascomycota, Sordariomycetes, Hypocreales, Bionectriaceae.